UUUUGUUUUUGACAUGGUAUUCUCAAUUUUGACAGCUGACCCCAUCCAUCAAAAGCUUUCAAGCUUGUGCAAAAAUAUUUUUAAUUUUUUCGUAAUCUAUAGUAUCUCCUAUUAAGUUAUGCUAUACGCGUAACAUAACGGAGUGAGCGAGUGUUGUUGGUGUGUGGUGUGAGAUGGUUUCGUGUUGAAAUUAGUCGGGUCAUUACGAUAGCAAUAUGGGGUCCAUGCGACCGACAGGAAGGUUCCUAUCGUUCGCGAACAACAUCCAACGAACACAGAAACAAGCUGUGCCAAGUGGAUUUCCACAAAGUCUGUCAGGCAGUGAGACGGAUGUGUCAACGUCAAAUGAGAAUUUAUCUCGAGAGGAGCGCUAUGUUGUGCGACAUACAGCCAGGGUAGAGCCUCAGGGACAGGAGAACCAGACUCAACCAAAUAACAAUAACAGGAAUUCUCUCAAGGACAAUGUGCCAGGUAGUAACCGUAACUCCCUAAAGGAUUCAGUGGGUGGUGGCAACAGCAAUAGAAGUUCACUUGAUGUGUCCUCCUCUUCAUACAAUACUCUCAUCAUACACAAUCAGGAUGACUCUUGGCCACCUAGACCCACUCCUAUCAGGGAACAUGAGAGGACAAGUAGUGAAGUGAAACACCCCACCACCCAGUCUUCACCAUACCACACACUGAAGAAGAAUGAAGGUGUGAAGAAACCUAGUGGGAUACCUGUACCCAAGCUGCAUAAAGAACAGAAUGUCACCACCACAGCUAACUACAUUGAUAUUGGAGGCCAGAGGAUUUAUACUAGCCCACCUGACCAUGGUGUUCAGGAGAUAACAGAGAUACCGGAUGAUUUCCUCAAUCAGUCUUCAGUACUGAAGCACUUGGCGAAGGAAGUGGCCCAGUCUCCAACCCCGCGCGGCCCCACUCCCCCCGCCUCGCCCCGCGCCCCCGCGCCCCCUCGAGACGACUCAAGGAAAGCUAAAGGGAAAUGCUCAAAGGCUAAGCUUAGUAAAGAGAAAUUGAAUCUAUCGAGGUCACAGCCUGAUCUUACAAGUGUGGGCGUCCGUGCAGUGCCGGGGGGGUCGGAGUCGAGUGGCUGGUGCAGCGGCGGGGAGGGGGAGCUGGAGGAGCCGGACGACGCAUUCACCGCGGUACUCGACGCCCUGGCCGCUGAGAACCAUCAGCUCAAGAGACAACUCGCUGAUGCCUGCGAGAGGGUCGCCAAAACUAAUAAGCUGGAAGAAGAAGUAGAAAAAGUCCGCACAGCACACGAAGAGCUGGUGGGUUCGUGCGAGCGUCGCGAGCGGUUGGAGAGGGCGGCCAGGGUCCGGCUGCAGGCAGACUGUCGCCGCCUGCACGACCUCAACCGUGCGCUCAAACAACAGGUGGAGCUAUUAUCACAAGGGGUUCGAAAUGAAAACGACAGCAAUGCUGAGGCGCUGCGCAAGGAGUUGCAGAACAGAGAGAUGCUUAUCGCGCAACUCAUUACACAGAACAAGGAGCUGGCGUGUGCCAAAGAGAGACAGGAGAUAGAGAUGGCGGCGCAGCGCGCCACGCUGCAGGAGCAACGCACGCACAUCGACAUACUCGACACCGCGCUCACUAACGCACAGGCCAACGUCGUCCGCCUCGAGGAAGAGUGUCGACACGCGAGUGGUUACGUGGAGCGAGUGAUGGGAUUACAACGCGCCCUGGCCUCGCUGCAGCAGGCGUCCGACCGCCGCGAGCAUACCGAGAGGAAGCUACGCGCACAGCUAGAGAAGGAGCUACAGACUCUCAGGAAGCGCGAGUGCAACUGCGGCGGUAGCGGCGGCGGCGCGGGCGGCGGCGAGGCGGAGCUGCGGCGGCAGCUGCGGGAGCGGGACGAGCGGCUGCUGGCGCUGGAGGGGGAGUGCGCCAAGUGGGAGCAGCGCUACCUGGAGGAGGCCGCGCUGCGGCAGGCCGCCGUCUCCGCCGCGUCCAUACCCAAUUCCGUUUUCAGGGAUGCCAAGAUCGCGGCGUUGGAGAAGACGUCGGCGGAGUCCGAGCGGCUGAUGGCGGAGGCUCGCAACGAGAAGAUACGACACAUGGACGAACUACACUCCGCACAGAAGAAACUUGCCGAUCUAGAGGGCAGGGUGAAGGAGCUCGAAUCUAAAGUGGCGGAACGUGACGCGAUGAUCAAAGUCCUGCAGAAGCACACUAGCGCCGCUUACGACAGUGGCGCCUCGCUGCGGAAUAACUCUAGUCGCGAGGAACUCGUGGGCCUGUCGUCGGGCGCGUCGUUCUCCAGCGCGGAGGGAGUGGGCGGCGGCAGCGUAUCGGGCCGGUACCGACAUCUAGCGCGCAGGAACUACUCGCCGCACAACGACAACUCUAGCGGUUGCGGGUUCGACAGUACGUCCCUGCGGCUGGACGAGCAGCUGGCGGCGCUGGAGUCCCGGCUGGAGCGGCCGCCCGUGCCCGCCAGUGGUCGCGUUAUAACUUUCUUCGGGCAGCGCCGCUUCCGUAAUGAGCGUGGGUUGUGCUGCUUCCCCGGCCUGGGCACGGUGGGUGCUCGAGGCGGCGGCGGGCGCGGUGAGGAAGCCCUGUUGCUGGAGCGGCAGGGUCGGGCCUCGCAGCAGACGCGCUCGUCCAGUCUGCCACCACCACCGUCCGCACUGCCUCGCCCACCCAGGAAACCGUCCGCAAGGAACACCAGAUACGACCGCUUGGAACACAGAGAUGCUCGUAAGGACUCUGACGGCUCCGGAUCUAUCGCGUCCAGUGCGUCCCGCAGCUCGCCACUGCCCUACGACACAGUCCGCAAGCUGCCCUCAGUGCCCACAUCAGCGUCACUCCCUGCAGCGGAGUCCAGGGAGUCUUUAGUGCGACCUCGCGACUCCAGCCUCCCCUCGCCGUCCAAGUUAGCCGUCUACGCAGCCGCCAGAAGACGAUCAGCCGAGUCAGCUAAGGACAACAAACGCACACACCAUUACAGAAUCCAGUUUUAACGAUACUCGGAAAUGAAGACUUGGAGACCCAUCAUUUUCUAAUUUAAAAGUGUUCAUAUUUUAACCGCUGUUACCAGCGGAUUGUCAUGACAAAUCACUGCCAAUUAUAUGGCCAUGGUCAAAUGAAUGUUCUAGACAUACGAAGGCAUUUUAUAAAUAAGUACCUGCGCACAAUUUUACAUGUCCUAAACACACGCUCGCUCAUCCGCGAGUCCUGAACUAAUACCCUUCUUGGAACCUGAUAUUGACGUGUUUAUUUUCAGUAUGAACAUUGAAAAUAGAAAUACCAUGUGCUAAACUCAUGUUUAUGAAUUUUACUAUAGAUAUGUACGCGACAUACUGAAAAAUUAAACGAUUAUUUUACCUUAAAAAGAAACGUCGAAAUCUAAAGAAAAUAGAUUUUUCAUCGUACAUUUAUAAGGCGUACUAUUGUUUUGUAUAGUCAUGGAAUUCUAAAUAAUUCGACACAGAGUAGAGUAGGCAUACCAUUGACCUACUGAUUUAUUUUUACAUAUUUUAACGGUGAAAAUACAAUAGUUUUGUUUGACAUAUGAAUUCCAUUUUGCCAGCAGGUAGGUACUACAGUAAUUUGAAUAGUGAGUCAUGUAUCUAUUUUGUUGGUUCUCGGUGUUUGUAGAACUAGAAAGUGUAAAAAUUCGUGGCUAUUUUUCUUAUAAAUUGCUUUAAGAUAAUGUCAAAUAUCUAUUUGAAGAUGUCUAAAUAAAUAAUUAAUUAUUUUACUAAGUGUGGGUUGGUGUUUGGUGUCGUUAGCCCACGCUACGCCCAACUUUUUUAACUAGCCCACGGGCACCGAGAGCCUGGGCUUAUAAGUAGGUAAUGAACUCAACUACAUGUCAUUGAUGGAUUCAACCAGUGUUUCCCAACAUUUAUUAUGCCAGAAUAUUUAUAAGAUGCGAAAGAAAAAUAAAAAUACGAUUGCACUAUUUAAAAAAGGGGUUAUAUUCCAACGGUCAUAGGUUCUAGAAAAACUUUCAGAAUCUAAAGAAUAUUAGACGAAA
Spodoptera frugiperda (fall armyworm) is the source of this 3985-nucleotide messenger RNA. RefSeq names its product angiomotin-like protein 2. Gene Ontology annotation, biological process: regulation of cell migration; actin cytoskeleton organization. Lineage: Eukaryota; Metazoa; Arthropoda; Insecta; Lepidoptera; Noctuidae. Gene Ontology annotation, cellular component: bicellular tight junction; plasma membrane; cytoplasmic vesicle. The record is from RefSeq and is a predicted model, not a curated record. Bases 216 to 2966 code for a protein of 916 amino acids. The transcript has 19 exons.